This is a messenger RNA of Dendroctonus ponderosae (mountain pine beetle), 3439 nucleotides long. Its product is annotated as PR domain zinc finger protein 10. Gene Ontology annotation, molecular function: protein binding. Gene Ontology annotation, cellular component: nucleus. The record is from RefSeq and is a predicted model, not a curated record. NCBI's taxonomy places the organism in Eukaryota, Metazoa, Arthropoda, Insecta, Coleoptera, Curculionidae.
AAUCAUCUGUUUAAGAAUGUCAUUGAGAUUCAAUGGCUGGUGGCAAAGUCAAGUUUCGAUUUUUAUUUGUGUUUUUAACACAAACUAACUACGUAAAAUUGUAUUGAGAUGUGCCAUUGCUAACUAGGUGUAAAACUCUAUAAAAUCAGCCCAGAUGGACUGCACAUCGGAACUCAAGGACUUAAGUGGUCCAGACAAUCAAGUCAGCAUUUUGGAGAAUUCCGAUCUGAAUUCGACGUUGGUUUACAUUGCGGUCCAAUACAUUAAUAAGGACAAGACCGAAGAAAAUGUCGCAAUCCCAACGCAAGAAAUCGCGAACGAAUCAUUCGCUGAUUUUGCAACCCCGCAAGUCAGCCCUUUAGACCCCAAUAUGGGUUCAGUGGCUCCCUACAGCCCCGUGACAGUGCACUACCAAGAACCCAACGAACCGGAUUUGGGGCCCAUCAUUAUUCAUCACUAUGUUACUGAGGAUAAUCCUGGCCAGAAACCCUUUGCCGGUAGUCCGCUCAACGAUAUUAAUUCGGGAUUGUCUGCGGAGUUGUGCAGUGGUGAAGAUAUUCAGUCAGCAGAUCCAGAAUAUUCAGAAAUCAAAACGAAUAAUGUUGAAGAAGUCUUCGUAUCCGAUAUUGACCAGAAAGAAGUCGCAUUGCUGAUUACGGAUCAUGAAACUGGCAUAUCGUACAGUGUGAAUGCACAAGAACUUCUCGUCGAACAAUGCUUAAAGAAUUACCAUCAAAUAUUUGAAGCACCAUCUCCCGAUUCUACUAUGGAAACGGAGUUAUUUUCGGCAGGCGAUGGCGUUUUAAAGGCCCAGCUAGACCAGCCUCUAGAUCGACCAUUUACAAUUCCAGUAAAUGAUGAAAUAAUUAGCAGCUAUUUCGGUUGUCUAACGAGUGCUGAUGAUAACUAUUGCGAAGCUGGAGUGUCCACUCGAAGUAGAUGCCCCAACAUAGUUGAUGAAGAGGGAUUACUGUCUUGUGUAUAUAGCAUUACAGAUAAACCCGUUUUGUCAAGGGCACGUGCUUCUUUACCGGAACCCUAUCUAUCUAUAGUUCAAAUUGAAAACGAGGACACUGUUGUGGCCAAGAAAAGAAUACCCAAAAGAACCCAAUUUGGCCCACUGAAGGGGGCUUUACGCGCUUACGAAAGCUGCAAUAUUCAGCUAAAUAGCUUUUUUAUGCUGGUAGAUGGAAUCACUUUUAUUGUAGACGUUUCUGAUGAAAACACUUGCAAUUGGAUGAAAUUUGUCAGGAAAGCCCUAACUUACGAAGAGCAAAAUUUGAUUCUCACUCAGGAAUCAAAUGGACUUUGUUUUACCGCUACAAGGAGCAUAUCGCCUCAUGAAGAACUGAAGCUUGGAUACAGUGUCGGUUAUGCAAAACAGUUCAACCUCGAGAUCCUGAAGCCGGUAAAGAAAUUGUGGUCCUGCUCUGAAUGUGCCGAAAAGUUUUCGACAUCAGACGAACUGCAGGAACAUUUCACUGUUCACGAUAUCGAGUCAGAGGACGGAAAAAAAUCGAAAAGGAAAUACAGAAAAGUGGCUCAGUCGAAAAAGCCGCAAAUCAACAUUGUUGAGUGUAAUAUUUGCGGUCAGAUGUUCAAUGGCAAUGCCGGAUACACGGUGUUGAAGUAUCACAUAACCGAAAAACACAAAGCUGAAAGCGUUAAGAUUGGGCAACAGUUUUCAGUAGUCAGGUGCUUCCAAUGUACGAAUUGUAGCAUGAAAUUUAAAUUGGAGAUGCUGCUCAAUAUACAUAAACUAGAGCACGAUUCCGAGUUGCCGCUGGAUCAACCCAAUCAUGUGUGUCCUCAAUGUCAGCGUAAAUUCCCAACUAGGAAGCAGUUGGUGUUGCACGUGACCAGUCAUGCGAUUGCAAAAAUUACGGCCAAAGACCACUCUGUAAAAUGCCACAUUUGCCACAAGCUUUUUGCCCACUCAAUUAGACUUCAGAAACAUAUGCUGUGCCAUGGAUCGGACGAAACCAAGCCAUUGCAGUGCAAUGUGUGUAAAAAGCGGUUUUUAACAGUACCGGCACUGGUUUUCCACGAAAAAGUCCAUAUGGUUGGUCAGAAACAUUUCGAGUGUCCAAUUUGCAAGGAACGGUUCGAGCUGGUGCGCAAAUUGAAGAAACACGUUCUUAAACACGCCCACAACAACGUCUAUACGUGUCCGCACUGCAAGAAGACAUUUGCUAAAUAUUCAGUGAUCAGGAAACAUAUGAAGUUCCACAGCGAACGGAUACAUCACUGUUCAGAGUGCACGAAGUCGUUUGCAACCGUGGAUAACCUGAAGAAGCACAUGCUGUGCCAUUCGGACCAUCGCGAGUUUUUAUGCGCCGACUGUGGCAAGCAGUUCAAAAGGAAGGACAAACUUGCUGAGCAUAUCAAGAAGCUGCACCUACAGCCAUGCAACAGUCGAAUUCCCAAGGUGAAACCUGCUAAUGGUGCAGCCGCCAAAGAGCCAAUGGACUUUCAUCGGUUUAUCUAUAAAUGCCACAGUUGUCUAGUGGGUUUUAAGCGAAGAGGAAUGUUGGUCAAUCAUUUGGCCAAUCGCCAUCCAGAUAUUAAGCCUGACUCGGUGCCUGAGCUCAAUUUGCCGAUCUUGCAAACCACAAAGGACUACUUAUGCCAAUAUUGCGGAAAAGUGUACAAAAGCAACUCGAAGAGAAAAACCCAUAUAUUGAAAAAUCACCCUGGAGCCGCUUUGCCUUUAGACAAUGGACAGAAAUCGAGCACUGAAACAGGCGAUCAAUCAGCGUCGUUUCCCUCAUCAGGCACGAUAACUACGCGCCCCAAAAAUUGCCAAUGGUGCCAUCGACAGUAUGCGCGAAGAGCGAAAUUGUUACAUCACAUACGAAAAGCGCAUCCAAACAAAAUCAUCGAAGAAGACAUACAACAGAAAGAGAGCACCGCUCGACAAGUACUGCGAUGGAUCCAGGCUGCUUAAAGUUACAUCGAAAGAGAUCGAAAACAAGUUUACAAUUAAUCAGUUUCAUCCUGAUUUCGAUAAAAACCAGAUCUCUACUACUGAUGGCAAUUUGACGAAAAUAACUCCAGCCGUAAUUGAAGGACUAAUGGACGAAGAUUCGAAGUACUGCCAUCUGUCGAUAGUCGAAAAUGAGAUCAUAGAAGGUGGUGAGCUUGAAAACAAUACGCAUUUGUAUAAUUUACUGACUUCCAGUAACGGAUUAAUACCGCCUCGUUAAUGGUACGCACUGUAAUCCAUUUUUGUAAAGAACCAAUCAUAAAGUCCUCUUCCCCCCUAGUAAGUAAGAUUUAUUCUUCUCUAAUUUGCCUCUUAUCAUUCGCCCCUAACUAAAGUAAAUAAAACCCAGGUUAAAACGAUACUAAGCAAGUGUACCCGCUGCUUUUUAUUUGAAUGAGACAUCAAGAUUGGAAAUAAUUAAUAAACGGUAUCAUAUGUACAGAGUGAAUUCAG